Lachancea meyersii CBS 8951 is the source of this 1644-nucleotide messenger RNA. NCBI's taxonomy places the organism in Eukaryota, Fungi, Ascomycota, Saccharomycetes, Saccharomycetales, Saccharomycetaceae. The record is from the annotation of a GenBank genome assembly.
AUGGACAAGCAACCCAAAGAACCGGUGAAGACAUCAAUCGCAGACACUAUAGACAAUGAAGCCGGAUCCCUCUCUGAACUGAACUGCGUUUUUUCGACCCAGCAACAUGGCGAAAAAAUUGUCGUUACAACUAUCAUGUCACCUAAUGGCAAGGAAACAGAAAUCACAGCCGAUUUUGAUGAUGCGAUGAAACUAGGCGUCCAAGCUAUGGAUAUCGAACCAACACCCGAGGAAUCCAGGAGGUUGGUUCGCAAAAUUGAUCUUUGUAUGUUUCCUUUGAUGUCACUCGUUUACGCCAUUCAAUUCAUGGAUAAGACAACAAUUGGAACCGCAGCAAUCAUGGGACUUAUUACAGAUCUCAAAAUGACCGGGGACGACUAUUCAUGGGCAGGCUCUGCUUUUUACUUCGGUUACCUUGGAGGGCUCUUCGUGCUUCCACCUUUGCUGCAAAAGACUCAAUACUUCAUGAAGUUUUUGUGUUCUAUCAUUAUGUUGUGGGGCUUAAUUCUAGCUUUACAUUCUGCACCCAGCGUUAAUUAUGCUUCCUUUAUUGUUCUUCGUUGUCUGCUAGGCUUUUUCGAAAGCUCAGUUACGCCUGCCUUUACUAUCAUCACUUCACAGUAUUGGAAGAAGGAAGAGCAGUUUCUCAGAAUCUGUAUAUGGUUUGGCUUCAAUGGUUUAGGUGCAAUGUGGGGCAGUUCGAUGGCGUAUGGCCUAUAUAUCCGCGCCGGUACUUACUCUAUCUCUGCAUGGAAAAUUGUUUUUCUUUCCACCGGAUGCAUUACAAUUUUUGCCGGAGUCUUGAUGAUGCUUCACUUACCAGAUUCUCCGCUAAAGGCGUGGUUUCUAACCAAGCACGAGAAACUUGUUUUGACUCAAAGAAUUCGGGGCAAUCAACAGGGUUUUGGUAAUCACCAUAUCAAGAAACAUCAAAUUCGGGAAGCUUUAAUAGAUCCCAGAACAUGGCUCUAUUUUCUUUACUGCAUAGCGGCUAAUAUUCCCAACGGGGCUUUGACAAACUUCCAAUCUAUACUUUUCAAGAGUGAUUUUGGGUAUACAACGAAAAAGACUUUGUUGGUUUCAACUGGAAUAGCAGCUGUUGAAUGGGGUGGCUUGCCUUUACUUGGUUUUGCGUCUUAUUAUUGCUCUAAGAAACAAGUGAAGUACUUGGAAAGUCGAUUGAUUUGGUCGAUAAUUUCGCUGCUUAUCACGUUCAUGGGAAUGUGUAUGUUGGCGUUUGCAAAUGACAGCAAAAAUGCAAGGCUUGCUGGACUUGCACUCAACUACAUAUCACCGUUAGCUUUUAUUUGUGUUCUUGCCAAUAUCUCAGCUAACACCCUUGGUUAUACAAAAAAAUGGACUGUUUCUUCGACAACUUUGAUCGGUUAUGCAGCAGCCAAUCUUGCUGGUCCUCACACCUUCAUCAGCUCCCAAGCUCCUCAUUACACAGGGGCUAAAGUAGCGCUUGUUGUUUGUUAUGGCGCGUGCAUCGUCAUCAUCGCUGCUCUAUAUGUCUUGAACGCAAAUGAAAACAAGCGGAGAGACAAGCUGGCUUUGGAAAAUCCUCCUCAGUCUGAUAUGAAAAACAUUGAGUUUGCAGAUCUUACUGAUUUUGAGAAUCCUUACUUUCGUUACACUUUAUGA